Molecule: messenger RNA, 1368 nt
Organism: Daldinia caldariorum
Lineage: Eukaryota; Fungi; Ascomycota; Sordariomycetes; Xylariales; Hypoxylaceae
Product: NAD(P)-binding protein
Exons: 4
Coding region: 302-1156 (284 amino acids)
Molecular function (GO): oxidoreductase activity
Source: RefSeq, a predicted model, not a curated record
GCUAGUGCAGACUUAAACUCAGAUACUAACACGUAACACGAUAAAUAGCAAAGGUUCGUGAUAAGAGAAUGCAGUCUUAUCACUAAUAUACCGCCGUUGUCGGAAGAAGAGGGGUUACGAGCUAUGUCACGAAAAGCCCCUCCAAAAGAAAAACUAGUCCGAAUUGAUAGGUUAGGUACGAAGCCGUCACGUACGGCGGGAGCGUCGAGGAGGUCCUAGGUAAGGUCCUAUCCAAGAUAACAGCUCGGGAAUUUCCUAUCCCGGGUAUAAUUCACGACAGUCAGCCGGUAAUUAUCUAAAAAUGGCUUCCGAAAAUAGCGGACGUCUAGCUGGCAAGAAUGCCAUAAUCACGGGAGGCGCAGGCGGAAUUGGCCUCGAGACAUCGAUCCUCUUUGCUAAAGAAGGCGCAAACGUUCUAAUCCUCGAUAUCUCCGCCCCGGCGUUGGAGAAGGCCAAAACAAAGGUGUUACAACUGGUACCGCAAGCUGGUCGGGUAGAAACGAGAGUUUGCGACGUAUCCAAGGAAGACGAUGUAAAGGCGGCGGUCGAAUCUUUGGACUCAUGGGGCGGCCUCGAUGUCAUCUUCAACAAUGCGGGUAUCAUGCACGCCCGAGACGACGAUGCUAUUGGAACCCCCGAGGAGAUAUGGGAUCUCACUAUGUCAAUUAAUGUGAAGGGGGUAUGGUACGGAUGCAAGCACGCUGUCCUUUCGUUGAGGCGCAACAAGAAGACGAAGGGUAGCAUUAUCAACACCGCGUCCGUUGUGGCUCUCGUCGGGUCCGCAACCCCUCAGUUGGCUUAUACCGCAUCCAAGGGCGCCGUCCUGGCGCUGACGCGUGAACUCGCCAUCGUUCACGCCCGCGAAGGAUUUCGUUUCAACAGCUUAUGCCCGGCACCCUUGAACACGCCGCUUCUGCAGGAUUGGCUAGGGGACGACGUACCCAAGCGGAUGCGUCGCGAGAUUCAUUUCCCGACCGGAAGGUUUGGUGAGGCCAUAGAGCAAGCCCGAGCUGUGGUGUUUUUAGCCUCUGAUGAAUCUGGCUUUGUUAACGGCCACGAGAUGGUAGUAGACGGCGGUAUGUCCAAGGCGUACGUCACACCGGAGGGACCACCCUUGCCCGCCCCUACGAACAAUGCUCUCAAGGAUGAGCUAUAGAUUAAGAGCUCCACUGUAGCCACCAUGGGAAAUAAGGAGGACACGUGUUAUGCAUUCCCUGACGACGACGUUGUCUCUUUCAUCGGAUACCUAGGUUAGGUAGGUAUCCUUCGUGAGCACAUUAUGUUUAGAUACUAGCUGAGCAAGCUUUCAGCCGCUUGCUUAGCAGUUAAUGGAACUAGCCCCUUUUGAUUUCCUCUACAAUUCAGGUC